Molecule: messenger RNA, 1275 nt
Organism: Calypte anna (Anna's hummingbird)
Lineage: Eukaryota; Metazoa; Chordata; Aves; Apodiformes; Trochilidae
Gene: TEN1
Product: TEN1 subunit of CST complex
Exons: 4
Coding region: 191-571 (126 amino acids)
Biological process (GO): negative regulation of telomere maintenance via telomerase
Cellular component (GO): CST complex
Molecular function (GO): telomeric repeat DNA binding; telomerase inhibitor activity; single-stranded DNA binding
Source: RefSeq, a predicted model, not a curated record
GUGGGCAGGAGGGGGGGAGGGGGGGUGAGGCCCGGCUCGUCCGGUAUCGGCUGUGAGGCGGGGCGUGGAGCAGAAUCCUCGAUCCGCAACCGGGAGUUUGGUAACUAAUUAAUUAGCUGCCUCCUUCAUUAAGCGCCCGUCCGGAGUAGUGCGGGAGGCAGCGCUGAAGCUGCGGGACCAGUUGUGGGUGAUGCUGCCAAGUGCUGGUGUCUAUUACUUCCCGUGGGAGAUCAACAGCUCAGUGCCAGAGGGGAAGGCACUGAGGACAUUUGGCAGGUUAUGCUGCUAUGACCUGGCCCGGUCCAAAGCCAUUCUCACUGCUCAGCACAGCUCAGCCCAGUACCAGGUCUGUGUUGACACUGGAUUUGUGGAGCCUUUCCAAGCCCAGCUGGGAUCUUGCUACAUGGUCCUGGGAGAGGCUGAACACAGGGAAGGUGAGGGUCUGGUGGUGAAAGCACGAAUAUUGACAUGUGUGGAAGGGAUGAAUGUGCCCUUGCUGGAACAAGCCAUACAGGAGCAGAGGAAAUACUUCAACGAGAGGCAGGAACAGAUGGGAAACAGGACGUCCUGACAGCAGCUCUGAGACCAGCCAUGGGCUCAUUCUUGUAGUACCAUUUGCAACAAAUAUGUUAAAAAUAAAUUUAGAAGGUGGGCUUGCAACAUACUGCUUUUUGCCAUGGCAAACAGCAAAGUCACUGAGCAGGGAAGCAUUUGAAGACUGUGAGUCAGUACAGUACUAUGGGCUGUCCGUGAUGCUGGGUGUCAUCACUGAAAAUAGCUCUGGGAAGCAGGUUUGUUGUUUGUUUAAAAGGGUGGUUAAGUAAAGGGCACUUUGGUGAUACUGUUCCUUUUGUAAUGCAAGGCUUGGAGACAUCAGGAAAAAAAUUCUCUGAAUAGUCAGGUUAAACAGCUCACACCCACCAGCUCUGCCCAAACACUGGGGGUCACCAGGCUGCUGGCAGGGUGGAGGUAAAGGGCAUUAGCACAGAGUUCAUUGGUCCCAUGUGGCUGUGGGUCCAUGAAUACAGCAUUUGGUUACCCUGACUCAGCUGCCACACAGGAACAUUCCUGGCAAGACACAGAUCUGGACUGAACAACAAAGAAACUAGAACAAAGAGUCACUAUUUUCAGUAGCAGCUGCUUCAGGUUUUUGGGAGCAUCCAAAGAAAACAAUUACUUCAGUUCUAAAAUAAGUAUUUGCUAUGCCCAGAGAACCACCACUUGAGUUCCUUAACACAAGUAAGUUUUGGACACCUUAGGUCACUGGUUUUUUUU